Messenger RNA from Culex pipiens pallens (northern house mosquito), 2869 nucleotides. Its product is annotated as dynein regulatory complex protein 11. The record is from RefSeq and is a predicted model, not a curated record. NCBI's taxonomy places the organism in Eukaryota, Metazoa, Arthropoda, Insecta, Diptera, Culicidae. Bases 9 to 2846 code for a protein of 945 amino acids. Gene Ontology annotation, molecular function: ATP hydrolysis activity; protein binding; ATP binding. The transcript is spliced from 4 exons.
UCUGUCAAAUGGCCGCACAGGAAACGAUCGCCCGCUUCUGGCUGGCUUCCAAAGCCGAGCUGGAAGAUGUCCUGCUGCACGAACAGCUCAUCCAGCGCUUCGAACCCACCAAGGACCCUCGCGUCGCACACGAGGUCAUUUCGGAACUAUACUGUCGCUAUGUCCACCUCUGCCGGAUGUUGGAUCGCUGCUAUGACCAAACACUGCAGGUUCAAAAGCGCCAGGUCGUCACCGUGCUGGCGGAAUCCGCCAACCGGAGGAUGAUGGAACUACAACUAAAGAUCAAGCAGAUGGAACUGAGUGAGUUCACGUAUAUCGAUGGGGCUUUGCGGGAGCUUCACUUGAUCCCAGAAGACGUGCAGGUCGUUCGACCGUGUUACUUUCCGCUGGAACGUUCGGAAGAGUUUGUUGCGUUGAGAUCGAGCCGGAAGUUGGAACCUUUGACGAGCAGUUCAAGCGAUGAGCUGAGUGCCAGUGAGGAAAGCGAGGAGGAACCUCCACCGGAUCCGAGACGUCCCGUUGUUCGGAGGGAUCGGGCUAAAGAGAAACGCGUGGCAGCACUGAAUCUGAUUCUUGCCCACGAGAAGGCCCGCCACGCUCGGAUCAUGCUGUACAAUUUCAAAGCUCAUCCCAAAAAGUUCUUCGCAAAGCCUCGGGAGGAUGCUAUACUGGACUUUCACUACGAGUUCUACCAUCGACCGGAUCAGUACAUGUUGAUUCCGGUGAAGCGAACGGUGUUUACCUGGGACUACCGGCUGAAGAAGAAGGACGUCGUGGACUUUCCGUACUACCGACCGCCUGGUUGGGUUGAAGAAGCCACCGUGGAAAGUAAGCCGAGAUUUGUAGCGGAAGUAAAGGCGGAACAAGCCGUUGAAGAAGUUGAGGAAGAGGAAGACAACACGGAGGAGCUGAUCGAGCUGAUGAUCAACAAUCGAGCGGCACGACGGAUACAGCGGUACUGGCGAAAGUACCAGGAGCGCAAACGAUUGAUCCGCGAGCGGUACAAAAAGUCUGCGUUUCUUGGAAUGAUCGAUGAGAUGGAGCGAGGUCCUGAUUUGGGUGCACGAAUCGACCAAGCCGAAGCUGAACGGAGAAAACGCAAGCUGGAGUUUGACGAGGCGUUCGUGCAAGCGAUCAAAGAUGAAAAGGCGAGAAUUUUGCAGCAACGUGGUCCGUGGAUCAUGGAGGACAUCUCGGAUCACAUUCGCGCUUGGUUUAGAGAUUUCUACGAUCACGCACACGCCUUCGAUCGGUAUCCGGAGAUUUGGGAGGGUGGCACGUUGCUGGUGAUCCGUGGUGAAACCAUGACUCCGGACGAGUACAUGAAGGAGCAGGAGCGAAAGGCGCUGGAGAAGAAGAAGAGCGCCGAGCAGAAGAAGAAGGAAGCGGAGGCGCGGAAGAAGUUGAAGGAGAAGGAAAAGGAAAAGCGGCUGGCGGAGAAGGAAAAGAUUAAGGAAAUGAAGCGCGAGGAAAAGGCUCGGGAAAAGGCGGAGGGCAAGACGUACGACUACAAGAAGCCGGAGUUCGCGACGAAUGCGUAUCUAACGAUGCAAGAAGCUCUGGCAAGCUACGAGAAAGAUUGGUACUUUGUUGACGAGUUGGAAAAUAAGGAAGAGCUGCCCAUCAUGGAGUGGAUUACGUUGGAUAAGUUCGCUGAAGUUCACCAGGAGCUGCGACCCAUAGUGGAUGAGGUGCUUCGCGCUGAACGUGAACUGCUUCAGAAGGCACUCUGCAAGGACAACAAGAAAAAGUACAAGCCGGCGAAGCCCAAGAAAGAAAAGAAAAAGCGCGGAAAAGGGAAGAAGGGCAAAAAGAAAAAGAAGGAAGCUCCGGAUCUAACAGCAGAUCGAACGACUGAUUCUCUUUACGAAGAGCUUGUCGAGAAGAACGUAAUCCGCACGUACAAGAAGCGCAGCAUUGACGACUACAUCGGAGACUACAACUACGCAGCGUACGAGCGGAGGAACUUCUUAGAUCAAGAUCCACCGGCGGCGCUGGGUGAAGUUCGGGACAUCAUCCGCUCUUGGCUCUUUGGGAUGGGACCGCUGGCAAUCCCAAAGCCGAAGUCGUUUUGCCUCAUGGGUCCUCGCGGAUACGGCAAGACCAUGCUAGUGGAAGCUGUCUGCAGUGAAACUGACUCCGUUCUGUUCGAUCUCAGUCCCGCGAUCGUAGCCCCGAUCUCUCCGGCUGAAAUGACCAUGUUCCUGCACAUGAUUCUCAAGAUGGCCCGCAUUCUACAACCGACAGUCAUCUCCAUCGACGAAGCCCACAAAGUGUUCUACAAGAAAGUUCCUCCGGACGAGAAGCACCUGGAUCCAACCAAGCUGAGCAAGCACCUCCUGAAACACCUAAUCAAGAAGAUCAAGAAGGAAGAGAAGAUCCUGCUCGUGGGAACGUCCAGCGCACCGUGGCUCGCAAAGAUGGGCAAGUUUAAGAAGAGCUUCGAAAAGUUUCUGAUUCUUCCGAAGACGGACUACGGCUCGACGCAGCUGCUGUGGCGGCACGCGCUGAACCAGAAGGUUGGGAUUGGUAAGGAUUUCCCAUUGUCGCCGUUGGCGAUGGUCACCAAGGGGUACUCUCCGCAGCAGAUCUUGGACUGCGUGAAGCACACGUUGACGAUUAGGAGGAGGAUGAGACUAGUACGAGAACCACUGACUGCAGAAGAGCUGGUGGAGCAUUUUCUACAAAAAGUACCUGCUGAGUAUCCCAUUACGGACAAGGACUACGACAAAUUUCUCAAGUUCUACCGCAAAGCGGACAAGCUGGCCAAGCAGCGCGCCAAGAUGAUCAAAGCCCGCGAGGAAGCGCUGGCCAAACUGAAAGCGAAACAGGCCAAGAAGAAGUGAUCUCGGGGUGUGAUAUCUUGAAC